Pelobates cultripes (western spadefoot toad) is the source of this 657-nucleotide messenger RNA. The record is from the annotation of a GenBank genome assembly. NCBI's taxonomy places the organism in Eukaryota, Metazoa, Chordata, Amphibia, Anura, Pelobatidae.
AUGGCCAACGUUUCGUUCCGAAGAUACAAGAACACAGACUAUGAUGCUGUUCGACUUCUUUUUGAACAAGGGAUGAAAAGCCAUAUUCCUUCUAUAUGUGUUCACAUCCUGAAGCUUCCCCGGGCCCAGACUAUUCUUGUAUUAGCUUUUAUUAUAGUAUUUACAAUCUCCAAAUCCUACCUCCUGUCUCUUAUGGGUGUAACUACAGUGUUGGCUGCUGGUUGGCUGUUAGUGAACACUAAUUUUAAUUCUUAUGUGGAAAAAUGUCACAAAGACGAUCUGUUGGACAUUGAGAAGUCCUAUAUGGAAAACAAAAAGUCUUGCUUCUGGGUGGCUGAGUCCAAUGGAAGGGUUAUAGGAAUGGUUGGCGUCCAACCAACAGGAGACACGGGGGACAUCAUGGUGCUGAGACGCUUGUCUGUUGCAAAAGACCAACGUGGACAGGGUAUCGCUAAAUCUCUGUGUAAAAUUGUCCUCGACUUUGCUCGAAAGCAUGGAGCCAAAUAUGUCAAUCUGGACACAUCCAUAAUACAGAGACCAGCUCAUAAAUUGUAUGAGUACUUGGGCUUUGAAAAGACAGAAGUCAGGUUGAGUCAAACACUUCCUGGAAGAUUUGCAAAUCUUUAUGUUUUGUAUUUUUCAUACAAUAUAAAAUAG